Penicillium canariense is the source of this 1065-nucleotide messenger RNA. RefSeq lists its product as uncharacterized. The record is from RefSeq and is a predicted model, not a curated record. Gene Ontology annotation, cellular component: nucleus; cytoplasm. NCBI's taxonomy places the organism in Eukaryota, Fungi, Ascomycota, Eurotiomycetes, Eurotiales, Aspergillaceae. The transcript is spliced from 2 exons. Bases 1 to 1065 code for a protein of 354 amino acids.
AUGAGGUCGGACACAGCUGCCUCGAAAUUGCCAAAGUUUCGGAUCCUCAUGCUACAUGGCUUUGCUGCGACCGGGUCUUAUAUUGAGGCAAAAAUCAGUCCUAUAGCACAUCGUAUCACCGAACUUCUUGCGCCCGAGAUCCUUUCAGAGUUUCCAGGUGGCAUCGAGUUCUUGAGCCCAGAUGCGCCUUUGGUUCUCGAACCCCCAAUUGGACUUGGGUGGAACAGCGAGGAUUUUGUCGAAGAUGAGCGCGACAAGCAAACGGUGAUAGCUCAAGCUAAAGAAGAACAAACAAACCGAGGCUGGUGGUAUGGUCGGGAUACGGUGAAUGAUUACAAGGGCAUCGAGAUCUCGCUUGCCUCCCUGGCCGAAUUCAUCCAUGGCAGGCCCAUUCAUGGCGUUAUUGGAUUUUCGCAGGGAGCUGCUGUAGCAGGGAUGGUGUGCUCUUUACUCGAAUGCCAUGGAAACCCGGACAAGGUCACGGCUAUUCGCGCACAGGGUCUUCCUGUGGACGAUUACCUACGCCUUCCAGACCAGGAACGCUUGAGAUUCGUCAUGUCUAUUGGAGGAUACCAGGGGACAUUAAAAUACUAUGGCAGUCUCUACCAGUGGCCAAUGCACACACCAAGCUGUCAUACACUCGCCAGCAUGGAUGCUGUCGUUGAGCAUGAGUUGUCUAUGAACUUGGCGCGCUCUUUCGUCUCAUACGAAAUCGUGGAAUACCUCGGCUCUCACUUUAUUCCUCGUGAUCCUGCAAGCGUAAAUGCUCUGGCACGCUUCGCCGCCAACGCCUCUCUGCUCUGCGACUCGCGUCCUAUAGCUACCGCCACUCCGCCCCUCAGUCGAUCUGUCAACACAACCGAUGACGAAGAUCAAAGCAGCACCGCAACUUUGAGCACAUUGGGGUCCGAUAAGUCGUUCAAAUCAGUCACUGUUUGGAAGCGGACAAGAAAGACGCAUGUUACCUGGGGUCGACGCAUGAAACUUAGCACUCCUCCAGCAAAGUUGGGAAAGGAACCUCAAAACACAAAACUCAGCUUCACACAGACUCACCUAAGAGUUUGA